Messenger RNA from Drosophila sechellia, 3283 nucleotides. It is a transcript of the gene EMC1, whose product is annotated as ER membrane protein complex subunit 1. Gene Ontology annotation, cellular component: EMC complex. The transcript has 13 exons. The record is from RefSeq and is a predicted model, not a curated record. Gene Ontology annotation, biological process: protein folding in endoplasmic reticulum. Bases 132 to 2879 code for a protein of 915 amino acids. NCBI's taxonomy places the organism in Eukaryota, Metazoa, Arthropoda, Insecta, Diptera, Drosophilidae.
UCUCAUCCCUUUUGCCAUGACGGAAAACACGAAUUGAUGUGGAUUUCUACUAAUUUAUAACAUAAAAAUUCGUCGAAAGUUGAACAAUCAGAGAUCGAGCUAGUCGAAGGUCAGCAAGCAAGGCGGACGACAUGCAGGAGAAGUGGUUACUGGCCGCACUUUCGCUGGCGCUCCUAUUGGGCACCUGCUCGGCGCUCUACGAAGACCAGAUCAAGAAGUUCGACUGGCGAGGCGUCAAUGUGGGAGCACUGAAGCAGUCUCGCGUGGACCUCAACCAUUUUCAGCCGCGGAUUCUGGUCAGCACCCAUGAGGGGGUGGUGGCCAGUCUGUGCGUAAAGACCGGCGAAUUGGUUUGGCGGCAGUUGCUCGAGCAGAAGCCGCGCGGCGACGUCAAGUUGCUCCAGGUGAGCGGAUUCGCCGAUGACAGCAGCGACACGGCCGCGGCUCCGAUGGGCAGCAACCUGGGCUUCGACAUGCUCACCGUUCAGGGACACGCGCCCGCUUUGGUGCGCGGCUGGAACACCAAUAUGGGUGCCCUUGAGUGGGAGUGGUCCAUCAUGCCCAUGAACACGGAGCGGGCCCAGGACGCCAUGUGGAUUUACAGCAAAUCCGUGCUAUAUCACGUGUUGCCUGCCUGGCGGAGCCACCUCGAGGUGACGGCGUAUUUCGCCAGCUCCGGCCACAGCACUGGCAGCACCAGCAAGAUAAUAGCUCCUUGGAUCACCUCAGAGAGCUGCACCCUUAGCGGCACCUUCUACGUUUGUACGGACGGAAAGCAGUUGAUUAGUCUGGAUCUCGUUUCCAAAAGCGGUCAGGUGAUCCGUACUUCGCUCGAGGAGGAGCCGAAGGGAAAAACUCAGGCCUUGACGGGUCUGAAUGGUGUUGUGAUUGUGGAUGGCAAGCCAAUUAGUGUCAACAAGGACCAAUCGAUCUGCGGUGAUCUGCGAAGCUCCAGCUACGCCGUGGGAAGCUUUAACUAUCGCAAGAUCUUGGCGUAUGCAGAUCUGUCCUCUGGAAUUCUCAGGAUCAAUGCUUUGUAUUUGGAUAACUGUGCACCGGUAGCGGAGUUGGAGCAGAGUCUGCCAUUCCCCGAGCAUUUUGGCACUCCGUCGCUGAGCAACUUCGACUGCAAGCAGAAGCGCAAUGGCGAGGGCAAGAGCUGUCUGUUUCUGUUUAGCACCACCUCGGAGUCCAUCGUGGCAGUGCAGCAGGGACGCGUUCGUUGGUCGCGCGAGGAGUCGCUGGCCAAUGUGAUCGACUCGCAGUUUGUGGAUCUGCCGCUUGCCGAUACCGAGGGCACAUUGGAGAACGAGAUGAAGGGCAAGGCCGGGGAUUUCACAAGUUUUGAGAGAGACAUUACCAGUGCCUUUUUGCGUCGCAUCACCACCCAAGCUGUUCAAAUUCGCAGCUUGUUCCUUCAUGUUAUCGGACUGGGUCCUCCACCUACGGACACCCAGCGAGCCGGCUUGGUCAGGGACUCCUUUGGCCUCCACAAGAUGCUGGUUUUACUGACGCGUGCUGGAAAGAUUUUUGGCAUUGACAAUGUCUCUGGAAAGCAUCACUGGCAGCUGUAUCUUCCCAAUGUUAUUGGAUUCGCUAACGACGAACAGAUGCGUCUGAUUGUCCAGCGCUCGGCCAAGCAUUUUCCGCUUCAGCCGUUGUGCACUAUUUUGGGCAAGAAUGCUGUCAGCGGCAAUGGUGUGCUCUAUCGUUUUAAUCCUAUUACGGGCAAAGUAUCCGAAGGUGGCCUCGUACAGCUGGACUACAAAAUCAAGCAGCUCUCGUUGCUGGGAGAAACGGAAAAGGACUUUGUGAAGGGCAUUCUAUUACUGGAUGCUUCCAACAAGGUACAUGUUUAUCCCGAAUAUGCGACCCCACUGGCUGAUGGAAUGUAUCUGUACACCGCUGAUGUGAAAACUGCAGAGUUGGACGGCUACUUUGUUAAAUAUGCGGGCGGGCAACUGUCCAGCACGCACAUUUGGAAUGCUCGCCUGGGCGGCCACAACUCCGAGCAACAGAUUAUCGGCGUCGCCGGCAAGAAUCCUAUCGAGCAUGUCCACUCCCAGGGACGUGUGCUGGGCGAUCGAUCGGUGCUGUACAAGUACAUCAACCCUAAUCUAGUGGCUUUCGUCACACAGGCACCGGAUUCCACACACAAAUCCGUGCUAAAUUUGUAUCUGGUUGAUGUGGUCUCCGGCUCUGUGGUUUUCACCAUGACGCAUCGUAAGGUGCGUGCACCCCUGAGCAUUGUCCACUCCGAAAAUUGGCUUGCCUACUCCUACUUCAACGAGAAAUUGCGUCGCACGGAGAUUACCACAAUCGAACUGUAUGAGGGCAAGAGUCAGGCAAACAGCAGUGUUUGGAGCUCCUUGCAAGCUCCGCCAAUGCCCCUCGUGGAGCGCCAGUCUUAUAUACUGCCCACAAUUGUUGAGGCUCUGCGGGAAACUAUCACGGAGCGCGGAAUCACCAACAAGCAUGUGCUUAUCGGCACUGCCAGUGGUUCCAUUGUUGAAAUGCCGUGGCAUUUGCUGGAUCCCCGGCGUCCUAUCGCAUCCUCGACUCAGGGACGUGAGGAAGGAGCCAUCCCCUACAUACCCGAGCUGCCUUUGCCAACGGAGAGCCAUAUAAAUUACAACCAGACGGUGGCCCGUCUGCGUAAUAUUUAUACCGCGCCCAGUGGCUUGGAGAGUACCUGUCUAGUCGUUGCUACGGGCUUAGAUUUGUUCGUUACGCGCGUGGCGCCAUCAAAGACGUUCGACUUGCUGAAGGAGGACUUUGACUAUAUUCUCAUUUCCAUAGUGCUAGUCGCGCUCACAUCGGGCUCGUUGAUUGUUAAGCAUUUAGCGUCGCGUAAAUUGCUCAAGCAGGCGUGGAAAUAGGCUUGGCAUUAUUAUUAAAUAAUUGCUUUAAAUACAUAUAAAUUGUACUGCGACCAAAUACCACAAGGGAGGAUGGAAUGAUGAUGAGACAGUGUAAAUCGGCGAGAGAGUAUUGAUAUAUAUAACAUAAUUCUGAUAGCUGCAUUACAUCCCGAAUAAAACCUUUUAUCAACGCUAAGCCUAGGCAAUUAUUUAUAACUAAUUAUAUAGCGUUAAACAUCAAAUAACUAUAAUUAGCUGUUGAAAGGUUUUCAUUGUAUUUUCUGUUCCUUUGAUUUGUGUUCGUUUAAAUUUCCAUUUGAAAAUAUCAGCAUUGAAAGAAUGUUUAAAAAGUAUAGUCAAUAAAAGCAUUUGUAAAGGUGGAAAACGGUAAAGUAAUUAAACAAUUUUUUCAUCAGAAUUAA